AGAGAGAGAUAUAAAUCAGCAAUGGGUAAAGCGUUUGCUCUUUUCUUUGUGCCGCUUUUCUUGAUUUCAGCCACUUCGCAUUCGCAGGCGAGUUUUGAUGUCCUACACAACAACGAAACAUCGAAAACAUGGUGCAUUGCGAAACCGUCAUCAGAAGAGAGCGUUCUUAUAGCAAAUAUCAACUACGCUUGCUCUCAAGUAGACUGCAGAAUUUUGCAGAAGGGCUGCCCUUGCUUUAUACCUAAUAAUUUGAUCAACCACGCCUCCAUUGCCAUGAAUCUCUACUAUCACUCCAAAGGCAGCAACCACUGGAAUUGCUACUUUGGCAACUCCGGCCUUCUCGUCGUCACCAACCCAAGUUAUGGAAGCUGCAUUUAUGAAUAAUGAGGGCUCGAGUAAAAUUGUAGCAAGGAACUAUUGAUUGAUGAUAAUGAAAUUCUUGGAUUACAAAUA
Molecule: messenger RNA, 453 nt
Organism: Salvia splendens (bonfire salvia)
Lineage: Eukaryota; Viridiplantae; Streptophyta; Magnoliopsida; Lamiales; Lamiaceae
Product: glucan endo-1,3-beta-D-glucosidase-like
Exons: 4
Coding region: 22-384 (120 amino acids)
Source: RefSeq, a predicted model, not a curated record